AUGUCCGCUGACGCUAAUUCUGAAGACUCUUUGUACCCAAUUGCGGUACUGAUCGACGAAUUGCGAAAUGACGAUGUUCAAUUGCGUCUCAACUCGAUCAAAAAACUAUCCACCAUUGCGUUCGCUCUCGGCACGGACAGAACAAGGACGGAGCUGAUCCCUUUUCUGACGGACACCAUCUAUGAUGAAGACGAGGUACUAUUGGCGUUGGCGGAGCAACUGGGACAGUUCACAGCAAUGGUUGGAGGACCGGACCACGUAUGUUGUUUGCUUCCGCCUCUGGAAAGUUUGGCGUCCGUUGAAGAAACUGUCGUGAGGGACAAAGCGACGGAAUCUCUCAGACUUCUCGCUGCACAGCAUAGCGUGGCUGAUUUGGAAAGUCAGUUCGUCCCCUUGAUUCGUCGUUUAUCAACUGGGGAUUGGUUUACGUCGCGAACAUCCGCGUGUGGGCUUUUCUCUGUCGCCUAUCCCCGAGUUUCAACAUCUCUAAAGGCUGAACUUCGAGGUCACUUCCGACAACUUUGUCAAGACGAUACUCCGAUGGUUCGUCGUGCGGCCGCUUGCAAGCUCGGAGAAUUCGCACAAGUGGUGGAAAUAGAGUUUUUGAAAUCAGACCUGAUCCCGAUGUUCGUAAAUUUAGCGAGUGACGAACAAGAUUCAGUGCGUCUUUUGGCCGUCGACGGAUGCGUGGCAAUUGCGAGACUGCUGACGAAAAAUGGGAAUCCCGACGAUACCGCGGGAUACAUUAUGCCUACAUUGAAAGCCAGCGCCGAGGACAAGUCGUGGAGAGUUAGGUUUAUGGUCGCUGAGAAGUUCACUGAUCUUCAAGAAGCUGUCGGAGAAGAGCUGUCGAAAACGGAACUUGUCGGUCAUUUCUGUGCGUUAUUGAAGGACGUCGAAGCAGAGGUUCGCGCUGCUGCAGCGCACAAGGUGAAAGAUUUCUGUCAGCUUCUGCCGGCGGACUGUAGAGAAAACCUGAUCAUGACGCAACUUUUGCCUUGUGUGAAAGACCUUGUCGCUGACCCAAAUCAACACGUGAAGUCUGCACUGGCUUCAGUGAUAAUGGGUCUUUCGCCGAUUGUUGGCAAGACUCAUACAGUGGAGCAUCUUCUUCCUCUGUAUUUGUCCCAGCUGAAGGCAAAUGAGUGUCCAGAAGUCAGAUUGAACAUAAUUUCUCAUCUGGAUUGCGUAAACGAGGUUAUUGGAAUCCAGGAGCUAAGCCAAAGUUUGUUACCCGCUAUUGUGGAACUCGCCGAAGACAGCAAGUGGCGUGUUCGGUUGGCUAUAAUCGAGUACAUGCCACUUUUGGCUGGUCAGCUUGGAGUUGACUUUUUCAACGAGAAGCUUGCUUAUCUUUGCAUGGCGUGGCUCGUAGAUCACGUCUAUGCCAUCAGAGAAGCCGCCACUUUGAACCUGAAGAAGUUAGUGGAACAGUUUGGCCCAGACUGGGCCAAAAACACCGUAAUACCCAAGGUGGCGAAGAUGGCAAGCGAUGCAAAUUAUCUGCACAGGAUGACUUGUCUGUUUUGUGUAAAUGUACUUGCUGAACCGUGUGGAACGGAGCUUGCCUCCAAACUUUUGCUGCCCACUGUCAUCUCUUUGACCUCCGACAGCGUUGCGAAUGUUAGGUUCAAUGUUGCAAAAACUCUGCAGAAAAUUUUCCCGCACGUCGAGACAACAGUGCUGCAGAUGCAGAUAAAACCAUCCCUGGAAAAGCUGCUUGUGGACUCUGACUUCGACGUGCGUUACUUUGCAUCUGAAGCGAUCGAUGCCAUUUCGAACCGUGUUGAACAGGCCCCGAAUGCCAUCGCUACUGCCUAAAACGAAAAAAAGCACUGUUCAUUAUAAUACCUCUCUGUCCCCCUUGUGUACAUAGUGACUCACAUUCCUCUGCCAGAUGAAGUGUUUAUCCCCCUUUGGAACUCCUACAGGAAUUCGACGUGUAAUAACGAAUUUUUUCUGCCGGGAAAAAGAAAAAAGAGAUCAGUCGUUUGCCGUUUUGCGCCCUCGUCAUCUGUUACUGUUGCAGCCGGGAUGCUUUUAGAUAUGGAUGUUUUCAAGCGUACUCAAGUCAAUCGCGUCGAGAUGGCUCAUUUCGAUCGUCGGAAAAGUUACUUGAGCCAUUUUUCUUUUCUCAUUUGCGGUAAAGAAUCGUAGCGGUAAACGAGGAUUGCGUAGGUUUUAGCGAUUUAUGAUUGGAGAUGUCUAUGCAAAAAAAAAGAAAGGUGUGUUUUCAAGAAA
Notodromas monacha is the source of this 2241-nucleotide messenger RNA. The record is from the annotation of a GenBank genome assembly. Lineage: Eukaryota; Metazoa; Arthropoda; Ostracoda; Podocopida; Cyprididae.